Messenger RNA from Sitophilus oryzae (rice weevil), 3143 nucleotides. RefSeq lists its product as uncharacterized. Lineage: Eukaryota; Metazoa; Arthropoda; Insecta; Coleoptera; Curculionidae. The record is from RefSeq and is a predicted model, not a curated record. Bases 37 to 3054 code for a protein of 1005 amino acids. The transcript is spliced from 17 exons.
UCUAAGGUGUCAAAACAUUUUUUUGACGAAAUCGAAAUGCCUAAAACCAAAAAGUAUCAAUAUCAAAACAUUCACCAUUGUACUUUAGGCUGUGAGGCGGAUGAAUUACUGAACUCCUUCAUUUGUACUGGAUUGUUUAUCCACACCAGAAGAAAGCUGAAAAAAUGUUUUAUGGUAAACUCUAAGCAUCCGCUUACUAAAUAUUACAUAAGAUCAUCGAGUCAAUUCAAAAGAGAGGAAGCACGACAUCUUACAGCUAAUUACAACAUGAUCCAUCCAUUUAGUAUGUUUAGUUUCGCCUUUCGAAUCUACAUGUUUUUUAUUUUGUGUUUUACUUACAUUUGGUGGCCGAUAAUAGCGGCUCACUGGCCCCCAGAGUUGACAAAUAACGUAUAUACUGUUAGUUAUAUUUCCUAUUUAGUUUUGAUUAUACUGAGCUUCUACAGUGGAUACUACGAGAAAGAGAAUAACGUAGUGGUUCUAAGUUCCAAGGAAGUAGCUAGAUCCUAUCUGACAUCUUAUUUCGUAUUUGACAUUGUAUCUAUAAUGCCAUAUUUUCUUAGAAUAUUAACGUGGCAGAACAAGUGGAACUCGGAUAACAUAUACAUUAGGAAUUUAAAAUGGAUAUUACCUUUGUUUGCAUACGCAAGAUAUCUAUAUUUCCUUGACACUCUGCACCAGAUCAAACUAUACUUAGAGCUGAACGUUUACGUUUACAGCGGGAUCAGGUGUGUGAUCAACUUGAUGGUUACCAUUUUGGGAUUGAAUCUGGUCGUUUAUUAUUUGCUGAUUGAAGUGCCUGAAUUUAAAGAUAGACCGCCAUUUGCUAGCGCCAUGUCUACUUUUGAGGUGCUGAUGAUGAUUAGUCACGGCCUGCAUGUAUCCGACCACAUCAUCGACAAGUUAUGCCCAGUAUUCUUGAUACUCUACGGUUUCUUUGUUCAACUCUUACUUUACGUCGUUGCUUACCAACUGUGGUACCAGUUUUCCAGCACAAGAAACCAACAACAAAAAGCCUACGCCAGUAUAGAGGCGUAUAUGGCACAUAAGGCACUGCCAUUAGAACUAAGAAACCGGAUUUUCUUGUAUCUGAAUUUCAAGUUUCAAAGGAAAUUUUAUAAGGAGUCCAGCAUUAGUAAAAUUACGCCGUCAGUUUUGAAAAAGGAAAUCCUCAUUGCGUUAUCAAGAAAUAGCAUUUUUGAAGUCGAAUUAUUCAAGGACAUUCCUAUGGACGGUUUGACAAGCUUGCGAGCUAAUUUGAUAUAUCUGAUUUUUCUACCUGGAGAUGUUAUUAUCGAGGCUGGAACAACAGGCAACAGUAUGUUUUUUAUUCUUACUGGCACUGUUACGGUAACGGCAGUAAAUGGCACAGAAAUUUGUCGGUUAAAAGACGGCACUCACUUUGGAGAAAUAGCCCUGAUGAUUAAUAUAGUAAGGCUAAUACCAGAAGUUUAUUUAGCAGUGAACAUGGAAUAUAGAAGACAAGAUACCAAAUAUCAUAAGUGUGAGUUGCAGGACGAACCCGAUGAUGUAGUAAAGGCUUUUAUAGAUACCGGAAUUUUUAUUAAGAUAAGAAGAAGAAUUAAAAGGUUAAUGAUGAUAAGUCAGCAGCAUCCUCUAACCAGAUUUUAUAUAAAGUCGCUCUAUAUGCUCAGGAAAGAAGAGCAACGUCAUCUAAUCAAGUAUUACUACAUGAUACAUCCACUGAGUAUGUUCGCCUUCGGCUAUCGGAUAUUCAUGGCAAUUCAUUUGUUCGUCCACUAUUUCGUGUGGCCAGUAAUAACACCAUAUUGGUCACCAAUACAAAUAAACUACUUACUUUUGCCUAUUUACCCUUCUUAUGUUGUAUUGAUAGUUCUCAGUUUUUUCACUGGUUAUGCCGACAAAACAGUUCACACCAUUGUGUUGAAUCCGAAAAGAGUGACCAAUGUUUAUUUGAAGUCACAUUUUGUAAUAGACGUGAUUUGUGUUACGCCCUUUAUAUUCAGGAUGUUAUUGUACAAAGGCAUAUUAAGCACGGAGGACCAAUAUGCGCGUAUUUUUAGAUGGAUAUUACCAUUAAUGACAUAUUUCAGAUACUAUUACUUUCUUGAAACACUGAAUCAAGUCAGACUGUAUAUUGGUUUAAGUAAUUACAUAUUUCGCAUAAUAAGGAGCAUUAUAAACUUUACUUCCUUCCUGAUGAUGCUAAAUCUUAUAGUUUACUACAACCUGAGAGAAGUCCCUGCAUACAGAAACAUAUCUCCUAAAGAUAGCACCGUAUCCGUUCUAGAAGUGGUGAUGUUGGUUGGUCAUGGAUUGCACAACAGCGAACUACUGUCUGAUAAAAUAAUACCAAUUUUUUUAAUUCUGUUCGGAUUUAUAGUGCACUUACUAAUAUUUGUUUAUGCUAUGGAAAUUUGGUAUAAGUUCUUAAGCUGUGAGAAUAAGCAAAAUACUGUGUAUGAUGCCGUGGAGGCUUUUAUUAAAUACAAGGCGUUACCUGCUGAAAAAAGACAUCGCAUAUUCUUAUGCCUAAAUUUUAAAUACCAAAGGAGAUAUUAUAAAGAGUCUACGAUAGUACGAAUAACCUCUGACACUUUACGCAGAGAGGUUCUAGUUGAAAUUUCCAAAGAAAGUACAAAGAAAGUUUUCUUAUUCAAAGAACUACCAGAAAGUAUUUUGGAAAAGUUGAGAGCCAAUUUUACUUGCGAAAUAUAUCUGCCUAGUGAUGUCAUUAUCCAGGCAGGGAAGUUAGGUCGAUGUAUGUUCUUCAUUCUAGCGGGAACUGUAGUGAUUAAAACACCCAAAGGGAGAGUGGUUCGUUAUCUUAGAGAUGGUGACCACUUUGGAGAAAUAUCCUUAGUGGUUAAUGUAGCGAGAGUAGCUACAGUAAUGGCGGUAACACCCUGUCAGCUAUUUCGUUUAAAUAGGGAACAGUUUUUGCGCGUUGUAAGGCAUUAUCCUGAUUUACUCAAACAUAUCCAUGUACAGGCUUUGAAGCGUAUUGCAGACAUGUCGUUGCAUACAGAUGGUGCGGAAAUGACUGACAAUGGUUCAGCUGACCGAUCUUGACAGUGUCAAUCGAAGAUUCAAUUAUUAAUGAUAAGAUGUUGAUGCAAUUGUUAAUUUUCUAUAUUAAAAAUUAGGAAAUAAUUUAGCGC